Molecule: messenger RNA, 1028 nt
Organism: Capsella rubella
Lineage: Eukaryota; Viridiplantae; Streptophyta; Magnoliopsida; Brassicales; Brassicaceae
Exons: 4
Coding region: 83-727 (214 amino acids)
Source: RefSeq, a predicted model, not a curated record
AUGGCAUUUAACCACGAGCCAUGAAUUUUGGGAAUCAGGAAUUCCCAAAUUAUCUAUUUACUAGGGUUUCGCAUUUCCGAUAAUGGAUCUCCAAUCGAUGGAUGUUCAGACGGCGAAACGAGAUUCGAAGGCGGAGGAGGAAUCUGCCCCUCCAGUCACGACAAAACCCAAACUUGAAGAGGAAGACCAGGAAGACGACGGUUAUAAAAUCUAUGUGGGAGGUAUGAGGUUGAAAGACGUGCCAGAUGAGGAACCGGAGUGGGAUGUGGACAGCUACGACGGUCGCGAAUACCAAUCAGAUCCCGAAGAUCGUAAGUAUUUCUCAGACGAAGACGAGUAUAAUGAAUACCGUCUUGACCAGCGCCAGAAAUGGGAGAGUAAGGGGUUUAUACCAGAUUUCGCAAACGGAAUCCACAAUUUUGGUAAUCUGGACGAACCAGCGGGUAAAAACAGGACUAUUAAUGAGGAGCUGACAGAGCUGGCUUCCGUGUGCGUUAAGAAACUCAACGAGGACAAGGGAAAGUGUGUGGAAUUGGUGAGUAUUGUGCGAGGUAAUAUAAGUGGGGGACCUCAUUUGAAGGUUUAUAUAACGUUUAUGGCUCGGGAGUAUGAGAAUGGGCCUCUUGUAGAGUAUCAAGCCAAGGUGAUGAGGUACGCUGCACAUCGUAAACCUCCCUUUCCCAUACUCUGCCGGCCAAGUCCCACCCCCACAUCUAAACUUACAUAGACCCUUAUAAAUUGAGGCGGGAGCUUGUGAAGAUGAAGACAUAUUGAAAUUAGGCUCUCUAGUUUAUCUGAAUGUAAGCGGAAAGUUGUGAGUUACACUUAUGGAGUUUAGUGUUUGAUGCUAUGUAUCUUAUCACUUGGAUUAUGAAUUUGGUGACGUUGGUUACGGUAGUAGUCGAAUGAAAUGGAACCGGGUUUUCUUAAGUAGGCCUCAAAACGGUAACUCACUGUCUUGACCUUGACAGGAUGUAUUGGAUUCAACAUUUUGUGGAAUUUUGGGAAUUUCAGAUUUUAAGAGAUUU